Messenger RNA from Adelges cooleyi (spruce gall adelgid), 438 nucleotides. RefSeq lists its product as uncharacterized. NCBI's taxonomy places the organism in Eukaryota, Metazoa, Arthropoda, Insecta, Hemiptera, Adelgidae. The coding region runs from base 1 to 438 and encodes 145 amino acids. The record is from RefSeq and is a predicted model, not a curated record. The transcript has 3 exons.
AUGUCGCUGAAGGACAACGAAGAAUUUAAAUUUGCUUUGAGAGACAUCGUUAAUAAUUCUUUCAAGUUAGAGGACCAAUUCGAUAGAGUACGAUGCACCGAGUGGGUGCACAAGUUGUCAAUGCUGCCCGACGACAGUCUGGAAAAUCUUAAAAUUCGCAACGAUUAUAUUCAGUAUUUGCGCAUAAUGGUCCGAGCUGGCAUCUUGCACGGGAUAUUUUCAGAAAGCCCGCCAGCUGUAUUGUCUCCCUUUCCAGAAGCAAUAGGAAAACACAUGACAGCUCAAAUACCUUCUUUGCCGCCUAUGGGCCCGAUUAACGUUUACAUGAAACACUGGUCCCCAGACGGAAGAGCGUAUGUGGCAAUAAAACCUAUACCGGGUAAAGGUGUUUUGACAUAUCUGUCUGUCACUCCGCAGCCAGAUGGUUCACGAAACUGA